GCGAUCUUCAGUCCAAUAUUGUCCCUGCCCAUCCUGAAUCCGAACCGUUGUCUCCAUCGCCGCUAAAGGGUAUCUCCUGGUCCAGUGUGUCCACUUUGUUAUUCUUCCGUUAUAUUUCCAAGCGAUCUGUACGAACUCCUUCUAGCUCCCCUCGUAUCUUCUUGUGAGAGAAACUGUCUUAAUGCUGGCCCUCCCUUGACCCAUCCCGGCAUCUUUUUCACUUCCUGUUACACUUUUGCUUUCAUACUCUUGCCACACCGUGUAUUGCGACUUCCUCCUACCGAAUCGCCCAACGACUAGCAAUCUACCCAAGUUUCGUAACGAAUCUUUACCGAGGCGCCACCCAACACUUGACUCUCGGCUAUACCGAUAUACUCCUUGCAUAUUACUUCCGUUGCACCCGCGGGUUGAUAUAUCACCUCACCUCCACGCGUUCGAGGAUUCUUCCGUACACACUACCAUUUACAACUCCCACACGACCUCAACAUGCCUCCGGUAAGGACGACACCGCCUACAAGGCCAAUCAAAACUGAGCGAACACAUGAGGAGAACCAGGAAAGAGCAUAUAUUGCAGCCUCGAGGAGAAGUGACAGAAGCUUAGAGGCUCGAGUAGAGUCAGCACGAAGAGCUUCCGAAAUUCACAAACGUCGAACUGGUCGUUCUUUACGGGUGACCGAACAAGACGUUAUCAAUGAAGAAAUGUACGAAGAGGAGGACGAUGAUUUGCCUAUGCAGUACCGUCGUCUUACAGCACAUCUGCAAACAGGUUCAACCGACUUCAACCGAAGGCUAGCUGCCUACUUAACCAACCAGGUGGCAAUGCGGAGCGCAAUGGAACAGAUGGUACAGAAUUCCUAUGGUCAAUACCCCAACGGCCCGUACCCGCAGAACCAGAAUAUGUUCCCAUCUCCAAUGUUACCACCUCAGAAUGUGGCUCAGUCACCUCAGCAAUCUUACCGACCUGCACCUUACCAGUCACCUCAUCAGCCGGGGUACCGUUCCAACCAUGGUAGAGCAUAUUCUAUGGCCGCUGUGCCAAAUAACCAAGCUUCGGCAUCACCGCAGACAUCCGCGCCGCCCAUGCUGGACCAGCGUAGGAUGUCGACACCGGCUUCUAUCCAGCCCGGUGACACCAAGCCGGACCCCGAGUAUAUAAGACAGACUCAGUCCGCUACGAACGGCUCCUUCCCACCCCUGUGGCAGGAUAUGGGUCCUUUCACUACUUCGUUGCCGCCCGAGUCGCAGCAAAUGCUCGCUCACGCACCCGGCUUCGACUCGAACAACCCUAGUUACGCCAUGCUCAUGCAGGGUUCUGAUCAAUUGCUGUCGAACCCAUACUAUCCAUGGAACGAUAUACAGGGUGGCAUCAAGGGUAUGCCUGUCCAUCCUUCCGCCUAUCCGGGCAUGUCGGCCACUUUGGCUCCCGCCGCUCUCGAGCACGCCGCGGACAACAAGACCGAAACUACCACGACAGGAUCGACCCCGGCUGCCUCGCACUCUAACCAGCCCCCCACCCCAGCGGCUGAGUAUAUCAACCCACCCACCAUGGGGUUGGACUUCAACUUCUCCCAGGAGAGCAAGGGCUUCGGAUUCUCCGUUCCAGCUCUUGGAUCAGGGCAAGUCACCCCUGCCGGCGAAGGGUUCUGGGACCACUUCGUCAUGGACGGGUCCUGGGAAGAUGGCACAAGUCCUGCAGCAGUCACUCCCACCACUGGUCGGCAGUAAACCUGCUCGGUGACCGAGCUCAAAGUGAGCCACAACCAUGUUUUAUUUUUCAGUUUACAUCGGCUACGAUCGACAAGCCACAUACGGCUACAUCCGGUGUGUAUCCAUGAUGGAGUCCACCACACCAUCCACCUGCCUUGCCUCUAGUGGAUCGCAAUCCAACCGGUUUGGUUCUGCACAAGGCACCCCUGGCGUCGUCACGCCUGGUAUGGACAUGAAACAUGUACAUGAU
This is a messenger RNA of Exophiala viscosa, 1957 nucleotides long. RefSeq lists its product as uncharacterized. Bases 487 to 1725 code for a protein of 412 amino acids. The transcript has 2 exons. Lineage: Eukaryota; Fungi; Ascomycota; Eurotiomycetes; Chaetothyriales; Herpotrichiellaceae. The record is from RefSeq and is a predicted model, not a curated record.